This is a messenger RNA of Symbiodinium sp. CCMP2592, 7173 nucleotides long. The record is from the annotation of a GenBank genome assembly. NCBI's taxonomy places the organism in Eukaryota, Dinophyceae, Suessiales, Symbiodiniaceae.
AUGGCGCAACUACAGGCUGUGAUGUUGAAGCAGAUGACGGCGGAGCAGUCAAGGGACAAGGAUGGUGAGGCAAGUCCGGAAUCCGUCAAACCUGGGACGGCAACGCUUCCUACGCUGGUUCCUGUCAAACCAGAAACUUCGUCGGUCGAUAUCAUGGACUGGUUGGAGAUGCUAGCAGUCCCCAUGUCUGAUCUGAGCGACGGAAGCGCUGUUUGGUGGUACCGUGUGAAGCAAGAAGCGGCAAAAAGCUAUGCAGAAUUGUCAUCCUCGAGCCCGUUGGAGAGAUUGAAAGUGGUUCCCCCAACGUUGGAGCCGCUGGAAUCUGGCAAAUGGUCCAGGGUCAACUCUCGCGGCGAGCAUGAUAAUGACAGCGAGAUGGUUGCAAGGCGUUUGACAGGGAGCACAGUCUCCUUGCUGUUUCGGUUGAUGACCCUCUAUCAACCGGGAGGCGAAGAGGAGAAGGUCAGGAUCUUGAAGAACCUACAAGAGCCACCCCAAGAACAAGAUCCACAGAAAGUUUUAGAGGCCUUGAGAAACUGGGACAGAUGGCUGAGGAGGUGCAGAGAGCUAGCGGUAGCAGCGCCUGAUCCAGCCCUCCUAACACGAGGGUUGAACUCCAUGGUGAAAGCUCUCUUAGACCGAAACCCAGAAGCCCUCUUCCGCUCCAACCUCGUGAAGUCAACCUUGAUGGUAGACACAAGGCCGACAGCAGAAAGCGUGGAUAGCUACUACAAGCACCUGUUGGCAGAGUGUGAAGCCCUAGCGGUGACCUCGGCCGCCCUAGCGAUUCCUACGACACCUACUACCAGCAGACCUGAAGCAAAGGUGAAGCCCAUGAGGACCGACAAAGGGAAUCAACCGAAUCCGCCGGUGCCACCUCCACCGCCUACUCCCACGAGAUCUUCUUCGCAGUCUACUACGAGGUCCGAUAUGGAUGCUGGGGACAAGUCGCUGGAGGAUAAGUCGAAGGUCCCAUGUAAGUUCUUCGGCAGGACUUACAAAGGAUGUGCCAGGGGUUCCCGGUGUCCAUUCCAACAUUCGUGGGAAGGUUUGGAUAAAAACGGGCGCUGUCUUGGAUGUGGCGGGAAGAACCAUGCAGUGAAAGAUUGCCCGUACAAGAAGCCCCCAGCCGGAGAUUCGCCUACUGCUACUACUCCAACGAGACCUCCAACGAAUAAAGCACCACCUCAACAACCACCCGCGAGUUCUACUUCCAACAAAAACGUGAGGAUUGAUGAGAACCCACAAGUGGAGCCAAUUCCAGCGAGGACUUCUUCAUCUACUACAAGUGGUGAUGGGGAACAGAUGCCGGACCUGAAGGAAGUUUUGGCGGAUGUGGGUAAGAUGCUUAAAGCUAUGACCUCUACAGCCACGGCGAAGAUGCUGGUGAUCCAUGAGGACAAGACUGUCAUCACUCCUGAGCCGAUGAAAAAGGUUGUGGAGGAGAGUUAUGGUUCAGACCUACGCGGACUCCUGGACAGCGGUGCGAGCCAUGCUUUGGUUCCAGCUUCGCAGGAGGAGUACCAGAAUGGGUCGCCGGUGAAGGUGACGCUUGCAGUUGAAGACACGAAGGUUUUGAGACAGAAUCAAUGCGGCACAGUGUUGGUACCAGAAGAAGGACCUGGACGUGUGCAACCUAUAGUGCCACUCGGAGCUGUCAUCGAGGACCUAGGCUAUACGCUGACUUGGCGUCCAGGUCACCUACGGCUUCAUCACCCGACGCGUGGCACGGUUAAGGUGAAUGUUACCAACAGAUGCCCAGAAGUGUCGUCGCGUGAUGCUAGGAAGCUCAUCCGGGAGAUAGAGGAGAAACAGCUCACCACCUUGAAGGACAAUGUCGACACCUUGACGGCGAGGCUGGAGAUGCUGAGGAGCGAAGAAAAGAGGGAUUGGGUCCAGAUUUUCAAGGACUACUCUACGAAUGGAGAAAAGACGGAGCUGUUGAAAGCGGUGCAGAUCUGUCCCUUCACGAAGGAUCUCCCUUUUGAGGUUCACUCCCUACUUGCGGAAGGCUUUGAAUUACAAGAUGGCUUGAAGUACAUGAAGGGCCUCCCACUUACAAGGAGGAAAAGGAAGCUGAUGAUGGCCUCCAAUCGGUGGGUCGUGAACAUGUUCCCGGGCAAGGACGCCGAGACAAUCAACCCUUUGGAUGUGGUCUCCAAGGCUGGCAAAGUGAUGAUCACCGUUGAUGUUUUGAACUCAAAGUUGUGGAAUAUCCAUGCACCAAUGGGAGUUUACCGGCUUCUACUAUGGGCAGCUGUUACGGGAAGGAUCACGGACAUUGUUGCCAAUCCGCCUCACCAGACCUGGCCGACUUCGGCAAUGCCACGGAGAGGUGAAGAGUCCUACCCGAAGCGGUCUAAGGAUCACCCUUAUGGACUUCCUCAACUACCAGAGCAUCAACAGCAACAACUAGACUUGGAGACGGCGGCGAUUGUGAAGCCGAUGUUGUUGUGGAUCCUCGCCACAAUGAGCAAUAGAGGAGUUGUUGGUUUUCUUUUGACAACACCCGCAGAUGAAGAAAGGCACCGUGAAUGUGAUCCUCAACAUGCUACUUUUUGGCACACGGAAGCUUGGAAGUCUUUCAAGUCAAUAGCGGGAAUGAGCAAAGCUUCUUUCUACAUGGGCGCCUACGGUCAUAGGGCGAAGUGCCCCACUACGAUAGCAACCAACUACCCAUCGCUCGCACAGCUCGAAGGUGUCUACGACUUCAAUGAUGGAUGCGUUCCCCCGUCUCUUUUGGACAAGAAGGAAAUGAGGUCGUGGUCAUUCGGAUUCAAAGCUAUGGUUUUGGAGGCGAUUACCGACAUGCAUGAGUGCGCCACCCUCUCUGAUGAAGAUUUGGAGUCAAUGGGGUUGAAAGUUUCCAAGAUGACAAAGCAGCAGAGACAAGAGUGGAAGCAACAUCUAGCUGAUGAUCAUCAACCUUAUAGGUCAGACUGCUCGGUUUGCAUCAACGCCCAGGCCACCGGUUACCAUCACAGGAGGAGGGAACACCCAAAAAUGUUUGCCCUUGCUCUAGACCUAGCAGGUCCUUUCCGUCAACGGGGCAGAGACCUUGAUCAUGAGGACUACCGCUACAUUAUGGUGGCUGCUUAUCGGUGCCCAAAGAGCUACAUGAGUGCAAAGGCAAUUCCGGAAUGUGAUCAAGAUUUCUAUGUUCCUGAUGAACCAGAAGGUGAUGUUGAUGACCCGAUGGCCCUGGAAGACGAACCUGUGAGUGAUGGUGAGGGAACGCCGGAUGCUGGUGAUGAAAGUGGAGAAGACUCAAAGUUUGAGGAGGAGGUUGACAAGCUUGCUGCCCCCGAAGAACACUCCACAAUCUACAUUACCAGAAGUUUGAGAAGGCGAACCGGACCUCAUGCACUACAAGCGGCAAAAGAAAUCCUUCUCCAGCUACGUCAAUGCGGGCUCCAUGUUGAAGCAAUACAUACGGACAGGGCCCGGGAGUUCAAGACUGCUGCCUUCCGCACAUGGACUGCUGAUGAAAAGUUGCGACAUACGCGCACAGCAGAAGCCGAUCCCGCCGCCAACAGUACCGCGGAGGUGGGUGUAAAGUGGGCUAAGGGCCGUGUUCGUGCUCUCAUCAAGCGGGCGGGCGCAGGAGCACAAGAUUGGCCUAUGGCGAUAUCACAUGCAUCUGCUUCUCUGUGGGCGAAGGCGAAGGCUUUCCCAUCUUCCCCAUGGACCAGACAACCAGCAUGCCCUUUUGGAAGUGAAGUUUGGUUUCGAGCAAAAGCUUACAAGGGGAAGGAAGAGAAGAAGCAUGAAGCUGCAGGUGACCGUUGGAAACGAGGAUGGUACCGGGGACCAGCGAUGGAUGUGAGCAGAGGACAUCUGAUACUGAGAGAAGAUGGUGGUUUGACCAUUGCUAAAAGCGUCAAGUUCAAUGUGAUCAACCCCAAGGAUGAGCUCCCAGACCUCUUAUCACCUGCUGAGGCUGAUGGACUUCGAGAAGGUGAUGAUGUAUGUGGAUCACCUCAAACCAGGUCUGAGCUGAAGCGGGAAAUUGAGUUUCUGGCAAGGAAAAAACUCGAAGAAGGGGCAACUACGACGCAGGAUGUUUUGCAAAUCUACGAGCGACUUGAAGAACUUGGGGACACGGACCUGCGCCUCGGUAAGAAGACAUCGACUACUUCAUGGUUUACUGGGGCAUUCGUUCAUGGUGGUUUGGCGGGUACAAGAAUGAACCUCAGAUCGUAUCCCUUCACCACCAAGUUCCUUGUUGAGUUUGGCAAGAAGUUUGCAGAAGGAGUGCCCUUUAGUGCUCUUGGAAUUGCCAGGAAUGCAGACCUAGGCCUGCAUCGAGACAUACACAACUCCAAGUCCUCUGUGAACAUGGUGGUUCCUCUUUCUGAGUUUUCUGGUGGAGGAAUAUGGGUGCAAGGUGACGAGCUAGAACAAGAUGGAAUGGUUGCCAAAAGCCUACCCAAUGGCCAGGAGGUUUCUGGGAAAGUCUACGACCUGAAGUUCGAAGAGAAGUUUGAGUUUGAUCCCCGCAAAUGGCACCAAGUUCAGGAAUGGCAGGGCGACCGAGUGGUGAUGCUUAUGUACACACCGAGGGCAACGAAGCUCGUUGAAAGCGAUGUGCAAGAUCUAAAAGAUCAUGGUUUUCCAAUGGAUGAAGUGAUCAAGGGGGACUCUGAUGAGGAGGAGGACAACAACGAAAGCUCUACUGACCCUCCCUUCGACGUCAACAUCAAAAUGAUGAAUGCCGUUGAACAUGAGCAGAUUGCCUUCAUUGAGGUUGACGAGCACAGUUCCUUUGCGACUACUAUGUCAAAAACCGGUGGAUGUGCGCCUACUACAGUGAGCCCUACAAUGACAAGGACCCUGAAAAAGGCAGAGGUUCAGUACACCCAUGGCAUUGAGGAGAUUCUGUCGAGCCUCAAAAAGGAUGGCAAGCCUUUGGAAGUGACUCAUACUGUUUCGCUGAGCGAUGUGAGAAAGAAUCUUAAGGCAUGGGCCCCUUCGGCUUCCAAGGAGUACGUGAACCUCAAGGACUCCAAGAAGGCUUUCGAAGUCAGAAAGAGAAGUGGCCUACCAGACGAUUGCCUCCUACUACCUUGCAAGGGAGUUUUCACUAUUAAACCGGACAAAAGCCCUGCGGGUUACAGAAGAAAAACACGUUUUGUGGCCUGUGGAAAUCAUGCUCCGGGAGAUGGUGAUCACAGCGAACUCUACGCUGCAGGCUUGGAUGCCACUUCGUUCAGGAUAAUGUUAUCGUACUCCUCAAGAAAGAAAAAAUGGAAGAUUGGCACGACCGAUAUACGACAAGCUUUUGUUCUUGCUCCGUGGAGGGGAAGAUCGGUGGCGCUUAUACCCCCACAGAUCGCGUUUGACUUGCAGCUGGCAGAGCCAGGGGACGUCUGGUAUGUCCUUCAGGCUCUCUACGGGUUGCGUGAGUCCCCAGCUCUAUGGGCGGCUUAUAGAGACCAACAACUUCGGGCUGCGAGGUGGUUUGUGGACAUUGACGGGGUCGCCACAGAGGUGAAGCUUCAACAACUCGUUUCCGAUGAUCAGAUAUGGAAAAUUGUCAGGACCAACGGCAACACCGAGGCCUUGGGUUACGUCAUGGUCUACAUCGACGACCUGAUGAUUAUGGCUGAGGAGGGAGUCAUGCAUUCCAUGUUCAAGUGGGUUUCAGAUCAAUGGGAAUGUGACGAUCUUGAUGUUCUUGAAUAUGAUCAUCCCAUAAGGUUUUUGGGUAUGGAGCUGCAUAAGACUGUUGAUGGCGUGGAGCUUUCUCAGGAAGGCUUCAUAAGAGAGCUUCUAAGGGCUCAUGGCCAUACCGGAAGUUCAUCGCGAUCACAGGGUUCCCGAGAGACUUUGCUUCUCACGGUUGAGGAGGAGGAAGCUUUGUUGAGUUCGGAAAAGAUGGAUUUGUCGGGACAAGAACAGCAAGUGAAAGAAGCUCAACGAUGGGUUGGUGAAAUGCUCUGGCUAUGUGGAAGAACUCGACCCGAUAUCCAGUACGUCACUUCUAUAAUGUCAUCCCGUUUGACGAGGUGUCCAGACCUGGUCAAUAAGAUUGGGAUGAGGCUGCUGGACUACUUGGCGGAGACCAUAGGGUAUAGACUUGGGUUCUUUGACGAUGGUGUUGAACCUGAGCUCAGAGCAUACACUGACAGUUCAUUCAGCCCAAGUUCCGGAAGAUCUCAUGGGUCAGUGGGAAUAUUUUAUGGUUCCUCGGCAAUUUCUUGGCGAUCCUCGCGACAACAACUGGUGACGUUGAGUACGGCGGAAUCAGAGUUGCUUGAAGGAAUUGAUGGUUGCCAAUUGGCUAUGUCAACUAUCGGCCUUAUCCAGGAAGUGAGCGGUUACGAUAAGGGCAUCUACCUGCACCUGGACAAUCAGGCCGCGAUCUCUCUUCUAACCGGAAGUACCGGAAGUUGGCGCACGAGGCAUUUGAGAUUGAGAUCGGCAUGGAUAAAAGAAAAGGUCAAUGCUCAUGAAGUUCAUGUCCGACACGAACCGGGACUAUCUCAACGAGCCGACAUAGGUACCAAACCUUUGCCGAAAGAAAGGUUGAAGCAGUUGGCUUUGCUAUGGAACCUUAACGACCGGAAGAAGGAUGAGAAGAGCAUAAAAACCGCAAACGCGCAGGAACCUUCGUGGUGCACAAGGUUGUUGCUACUGUGCCAGAUAUGUGGUGCGGCAGCUGAGAAAGAGGGAAUAAAGACCGAAGUUCCCUGGGACCUCUACUUAGCGGUGAUUGUGUUGAGCAUCGCAGUGAUCGGCUUAUGGGAAGGCUUUAAGCAGUGCAUGCGAGGCCGGGAAGCUCGACUCAAAGCUUUGCGAACAAAGGCAAACAAGAUGAUAGCGAAAAAGAAGCUGACGAAAACGGAGUUGAAGGAGCUACAGCGUAUGUUGGCUCUGAAGCCAGAGCAGCUGACUUCUGACCAAAAGGUUAGGCUCCUGGAACUACGAGAGCGCUUUGAAGAAACAAUGCCCCCUGGUACUUCCCCAACACCUACAUUGCCAACCACGGCUACGGCUUCUUCGUCGACUAUGCCCAGUGAACCAAGAACGCGGGAUCAGGCUGUGCAGGCUACUCCAGCGUUUGAGAGGGUUCAUUCCGAACCGCCAGCGAGGAUGGUUACCUUUGAAGGGCCUUUCAUCAAUUGCAUCAAGGAGGAGUAUGAAAUCCCCUGCGACGGCUAUGUGUGUUGA